Pichia membranifaciens NRRL Y-2026 is the source of this 1023-nucleotide messenger RNA. RefSeq lists its product as hypothetical. The record is from RefSeq and is a predicted model, not a curated record. Gene Ontology annotation, biological process: positive regulation of autophagy; negative regulation of TORC1 signaling. The transcript is spliced from 4 exons. Lineage: Eukaryota; Fungi; Ascomycota; Pichiomycetes; Pichiales; Pichiaceae. The annotation marks the transcript as partial. Gene Ontology annotation, molecular function: GTPase activator activity. Gene Ontology annotation, cellular component: GATOR1 complex; vacuolar membrane.
GAUGGGUUUGAGCCCAUCAUCGCCAUGUUUUACUCUGUUUUCCACCCCACUGAAGGAACGAAAGUUAUUCAUCAAGUACCAAGUGGGGUGAUAGUCCCACCUUCUAAUGAACCACUGUUUGAUUUUGAUACCAUCAAAAACUAUGUCAUACCGAAACCAAGUUUGUGCAACAAGUUGAUCACUUUAAAAAUUGACAAAUAUAGAAUUCUUGGAUUCCCAGUCAACAUAUAUGCUCAACAAUAUGCUAGAAACUCUUUUGGCUUCAAUUUUUGUUUUGUGUUUUCAUAUGAAAGUGACACAACACCUUAUGAGGGGAAUAUCAAAAGAAUAGGAAAAAUGUUUAGAGCUUUAGAGGAACAAAGUCAGCUUCUAUCAAAAUCUUUAAAAGAUUCACAUAAAAUUUCAUCAAUUGAAUCUCUGAUACAGCAAAUAUUUCAAGAUUUGAACAAUUACUCAGAGUGCAUGAUUCCAAUUGAUGCAUCCAACUCUGUUGACCUCAAACUUUUUCCAAUUUCACCCCCACCUCCUCAAGUGCAUUCACAUGAUGUACCAAUAGCUUUGGUCAAGUUAGAUUUACUUAUCGAUUCAUUAUGGGAUCCUACAAUGUUGAAAAUCAUGCCUUUCAUCAACGGCAUAAAUUCCAUAGCCCAAAUCAGUGAAUUCUCUGAUGCAAACUUAGACCUAACUAAAGAGUGUAUUAGACACUUGUUGCACUACAAAUCGAUUGCAUUAUUAGACAUUUUUCAAUUUCAAAAUCACUAUACAAUUACCUCAUUGAUAGGAAACUUUUUACGGGAUCCAAACAUGGCCAGCGCUUGUCAAGACUACGUAUUAAACAUUCGCAAAAUCACAUUACCUUCCAAGGCAACACUUUUCCAGCUUUAUAAUGCUCUGAACUCAAACAUGUCAGUGUCUCAGUGGUACAUGGAAAAUGCUAAGCUCUUAGAGUUCAUCGAUGUUCGAAAGUUCAUCACUUUUGGUACACGAAAUGGUAUUAUAACUAGGAUUCAUUGGUAUCCUGUU